GGACGUGGCAACCACUUAAUAAUUAUAUUCCAUUUGCCAGGGCUAUGAUUUGGUCUCAUAAAUAGACUUUAUUUUAAGUUCCUUAACAUGUAAUCGGGUUUCAUUCCAGGACAAGAUGGGUUGGCAACAGAUCAAUUGGCGACAGAAAGCUCAGGAGCUCUAUGCCAUCUCCGCAGAACCCUUUCAAGUUCUCGGAAUCACCAUCCUCAGUAUCUUACUUCCUCUUUCCUUUCUCCUUCUUGCCAGGCUCUCUUCUUACGGUUAUCUCUUGAGCAUCGCAUAUCCUACACAGCGAUCCUCUUCUUUUCUCUUCUCUUUGUUUCUUUGCAGCAGUCCUGUAAUUAUUUAUUUUCUUGUUUCCAUUUUUAGCAUAGCAACUCUUCUCCAUGGCUUGACUGGUAGAAUUACCCUUCUAAGCGAGUCACCAGGUGAACUUUACCGACCCCGUUUGUACACUGCAUGGAUUUUACUAUGUACGCUACAAGUAUGCGUUGGCUUAGGGAUAGAAGGUAGCAUAGCCACUGAAAUCGAUGGUUACAUUUUCGAUGUUGAGAGAAGUUUGUUAAGUAGGGUAAUAUUUUUCCUGGGUUUGCACGAGACUAUGCUUCAUUGGUGUAGAACCGUGGUUAAACCGGUGGUUGAUGACACAAUAUUUGGGGUGACUAGAGCAGAAAGGUGGUCUGAAAGGGUGGCUUUGGCCGUGAGCUUUGGUAUAUUGUGGUGGUGGAGGUUGAGGGAUGAGGUUGAAUCUCUGGUUAUUGUAACAGUGGCAAAGAAAGAGAUGUUAGUGGAUAUAGGCAUGGCUGAUUUGCUUGGUUGGUUGCUGUACUACCUCACAACAACAAUUGGUAUGGUAAGAAUUGUGAAAGGUGCAAUGUGGGUUACGAUGGUUUUGCUUUGUAGGAGAAGGAAUUCUCCCAACCCUUGUGGAAUUGAUGACAAGGUCUGAACGUCGACCCAUUCUCUGUAUCCACCAUUAAAAUAAUACUUAUAUAUGUAUAUGUAUAAUUUCACACUUACGAUGCCCAACAUUUUAUUCAUUUUUUUUUCAAUUGUAUUAUUACUUAAUUAAUUAUGAAUCAAUAAGCAUUACAAAGUCUUCUUCUGCAAGGCAAUAAAACCAUAUUUAUUUGGAUGAGA
Messenger RNA from Hevea brasiliensis (rubber tree), 1140 nucleotides. RefSeq lists its product as uncharacterized. The transcript has a single exon. NCBI's taxonomy places the organism in Eukaryota, Viridiplantae, Streptophyta, Magnoliopsida, Malpighiales, Euphorbiaceae. The record is from RefSeq and is a predicted model, not a curated record. The coding region runs from base 116 to 949 and encodes 277 amino acids.